CAUCCAUCAUUGUACCCAACAAUCCCUUUCAUCCUUAGAAUCAAAAACCUCAACUUCCUUCUUCUCUUCUUCCUCUUCAUCUACACAUACAUACGAUGACAAUACGUACAUGAAUACAUAGAUACACCUUCCAAAUCUCUAUAUAACCUUUUUAUUCUCCUCUUCCUUUUUUCCCUCUCCCCCAAUUUCCUCACUUCUCUCUCUCUUUAAUAUCUUCUCAUUGAUCAUCGACCAACCAAAACCCAAAACCAAAAAAAAAUAAAAAUCAGAUCUUUGAAAGCUUUCUUCUUUAUUAUAUACAUAACUCAUCAAAAAAUGGAUCCGUCCUCUGCAAACUCAGUGAACGGAUUCUACUCAUUUCUAAACAGAUCAAUGGAAGAUCUCGAAAGAGUUUACCUUUCGAACAACUUCAUGUCCGUACACUUCUUACAGAGAGCUCUCUGUCUUCUCCGCACAUCUCACUCACAUCUCACUCUCUUGGUUCAGAAACUUCAGCUUCCCGCCGGUGACAAAUGGCUCGAUGAGUAUAUGGACGAAAGCUCCAAACUUUGGGAAGCUUGUCUCGUCAUCAAAUCCGCCGUCUCCUCCGUCGAAAACUUCUCCUCCGCCGGGAUUUCUAUCGCUUCCACACUCGAUGGUCAUCACCACCACCGUCGUCUCUCACCUCAGCUUUCUCGUCAGGUGAUAAGGGCAAUAUCAGGAUGUAGGAGAGAAGCGAUUGGGAUAGAGGAAGUAAACAGAGCAGUAAUGGAGAACCGAGUUCAAAGGUUUCCGUUUUGGUCGGAGCAAACGUCGGCGACGGCGAUAGAAUCGUCGACGAAGCUACAAAACGGAUUCAGCGGUUUCCGAGGCGUGCUUUACGCGACGAGGAGCAUGAGUUCGCUUCUCCUCAUGGUAUUAAUGAACGGUCUCGUCUACUGUUUCCCUGGAGACGCAACAACGCAGACACAGACGCAGAUAAUAACGCAGAGUCAAGCCGGAGGUUUCGCCGGAGCGAUGGGGAGGUUGCAGCAGAGAGUGGCGGCUGAGGUUGGGAGGAUGGGGAUGAGGAAAGGGAUACUGAUGCAUGAGUACCGACGGAGCAAAGCGGCGUUGGAGGAGCUUAAAGCGGAGCUGGAGCGGCGGUUCUGCGGCGGAGGAGAGAGGGAGGAAGGGGAGGAGGAAGAGAGGGAGCUGCUGAGAGAGAGAGUGGAGAAUCUGAAAGGGUAUUUUAGUAAUUUAAGGAAUGGGACAGAGAGUAUUGCGGCCCAAAUCGAUGAUUUCUUUGAGGAAAUUGUUGAAGGAAGAAAAAAGCUUUUGGAUUUCUGCAGCCAUAGAUGAAAAAUAAAUGAAUCAUCUCUCAAAAGCUGACAUUUUGGUUUUAAUUUUUUCAGUUUAUCAAAAAAAAAAAAAAAAUGUGUAGGCUUUUAGGCUUUUAGAUGAAUCAGUUGGUAGGGAGUUGUUGUAACUUUUUAUUUUAUUUUAUCUUUGUUGUUAUGAAAAAAAAAAUUUGGAAUUUGAGAAUUUUGUCAUUCUUGCUCUAUUUUAGUAUUUUGAUGUUUA
Messenger RNA from Camelina sativa (false flax), 1542 nucleotides. RefSeq lists its product as uncharacterized. NCBI's taxonomy places the organism in Eukaryota, Viridiplantae, Streptophyta, Magnoliopsida, Brassicales, Brassicaceae. The record is from RefSeq and is a predicted model, not a curated record.